AUGAAGUCGGUGUCGAAUAGUGAACUCUACGAUAUAUUAGGCGUUUCUGCUAGCGCAUCGCGCCAAGAUAUAAAAAAGGCGUAUCGCGUCAACGCGUUGAAACACCAUCCUGACAAAAACGGACACUCAGAGGAGUCGAAGCUCAAGUUCCAGCAGAUCUGCAAAGCUUACGAAAUUCUCAAGGACGAAAGAAAGCGCGAGAUGUACGACAGGUUCGGAACAGCGGACGAAAGCCAGUGGCAUACAGAAUCCACUAGUUACCAGGAGCAAUCGGGGAUGUCUGCAGGGGACCUGUUCGCGCAGUUUUUCGGCGGAGGAAGCACGACAGGCAGCUUCUUCAACGACGACAUGUCGUUCUUUGGAAAGCGACAGGGCGCUCAUACAGCGCCAUCGCGUCGUGAGUUGCCUCGCGGCCCCGACAUAAAGCACUACCUCAAGUGUACUCUAGAAGAGGUUUAUCAUGGUAAGAGAGCGAAACUUGCUUUGAAAAGAACUCGACUUUGCAAAAAGUGCAAAGGCGAGGGCGGCUUGAAGGCGUCGCAGUGCUACACAUGCGGUGGACGCGGUAUACGGACAGAAACGAAGCGGCAUGGUCCCAUGGUCCAAACAUGGUCGUCAACAUGCAGCGACUGUGCCGGUCGCGGCAGUUUUAUGAAGCAGAAAGAUAUCUGUAGGGACUGCAACGGGCAGGGGUGCAUCAGAGAACGCAGAAUAUUUGACAUCGAGGUUCACAAGGGAAUGGAAAAUGGCCAAGAGGUUGUACUGCCUGGGGAGGCGGAUGAGGUUGUUGGUUCAGAGCUUGGUAGCGAGCAUGUGAUACCUGGAGAUGUGAUCAUUAUUCUGGAACAGCUCCCGCACAAAGCGUUCUGGCGCCAUCGCGAUGCUAGCUUGGUGCUGGACCACUGUAAGGUUGACCUGAAAACCAGCCUGUGCGGCGGCCCUGUGUGGGUGGACUCCCAUCCUUCCGGCAAACUGCUGAAAAUUGACGUUUUGCCGGGGGAGAUCUUGAAACCGGGAGCAAUUAAAUGCGUGGAAGGCAUGGGGAUGCCUAAGAGUGGCGGCAGGUUUGGUAACCUGUACAUUCGGUUCGAUGUCGCUUUCCCUGAAUCACUUAAGCCGGAAACCGUUGAGGCGUUGAGAGCCGCGCUAGGCCAGGAACCUGGGGCGAACUCGGGCGCAGGAGAGCCAGCGGUCGCUGUCGAGGGCAGGGAGGUUGAGGAGCACGUUCUCAGCAACUUUGCUCCGGACCUCGAGCUGUCUAGAGACAGUUAUCGGAAGCGGCAGGCCCGCGGACAAAGUGCAUCGAGCAAGCGCCGCAAGUAUGCGGAUGACGACAGCAACGACAGCGAUGUAGCCGAUGAGCAGAACGGCGGCUGCACAGUGCAUUGA
Messenger RNA from Lachancea thermotolerans CBS 6340, 1389 nucleotides. RefSeq names its product Apj1p (gene APJ1). Bases 1 to 1389 code for a protein of 462 amino acids. Gene Ontology annotation, cellular component: cytoplasm; cytosol; nucleus. Gene Ontology annotation, biological process: protein refolding. The transcript has a single exon. The record is from RefSeq and is a predicted model, not a curated record. Gene Ontology annotation, molecular function: Hsp70 protein binding. Lineage: Eukaryota; Fungi; Ascomycota; Saccharomycetes; Saccharomycetales; Saccharomycetaceae.